CCUCUCAUAAAUAUAACCUGAGAUAACUUUAUUUUUCAUAUAUUCCUUAAACAUAGAACAAAAUAUGCAGCAUAUUUUGUCCUAGUAUAUGGAAAAAGCUUAGGCUAUAUCUAUAUAAAGCCACUCUUAUUCUCACUCUUCCUCACAUUCACGUGCCUAGAGAUAAGUUGAGAGAGCAUGAGAGGCUUGAAAAUCAUGUCUUGGUUUUACACGAUAUUCUUUCUCAGUUUCACCAUUUGUAGUCUUGAGGCUAGAAGUAACAAGAAGCUUCAUUCUGCUGUUGUUGUUGGCAGUGUCUACUGUGAUACAUGUUUCCAGGAGGAUUUCUCUAAGUCUAGUCACUUCAUUUCAGGUGCAUCUGUCGCUGUAGAAUGCAAAGAUGAGACUUCAAAACCGAGUUUUCGACAAGAAGUGAAGACAGAUGAGCAUGGAGAAUUCAAGGUUCAUCUACCAUUCUCAGUUAGCAAACAUGUCCGGAGAAUCAAGAGCUGUUCAGUGAAACUGAUCAGCAGUAGUGAGCCGUAUUGUGCUGUGGCCUCAUCACCAACUUCGUCUUCACUCCGGCUCAAGUCAAGAAACGAAGGAACUCACAUAUUCUCAGCAGGAUUUUUCUCCUUCAAGCCACUAAAACAGACAAAUCUAUGCUACCAGAAACCAAGCCUGGAAAAUUCAGAAAAAUUUAACGGCAAAAAAGCCUCUUUUCCUCCAACUGAUGAAAAUACACCAUUUCCACCUCCAAUUCAAGACCCAACAAUGCCUGGUCUUCCUCCGUUAGACCCAUCCCAUCUUCCUCCACUUCCUUUGCUACCAAGACUACCGCCAUUGCCACAACUUCCUCCUCUUCCACGUCUUCCAGGACUUCCAUACCUUCCACCAUUAGCAGGGAAAAAAAAAACUACAGAAAAAAACCCUGAAGAACUAUCCAAGGAAACUCACACUCAACUAUCAGAAUCACAACAAAAGGAGGUAGAUCACCCUGAUACUUUCCUUCCUCCAUUGCCACCAAACCAAUUUUUGCCACUUCCAAUUCUACCACCAAAUCCAUUUCAGCUACCUCCACUCCCUUUUCUGCCACCGCCACUUUUGCCUCCAAAUUCUAUAGUCCCUCCUCCUUCUCCAAUUAUUCCAUUGCCGCCAGUUCCAGGACUAACUCCACCAUCGCCACCUUCAUUUCCAAUUCCUCUGCCUCCGGUCCUACCUUCACCACCGCCUCGUAUCCCAGGAAUUCCUCCCGCUUCUUCUUCACCUUGACCCAAUUCUAUAUCCAUAUAUCCAUCUAAUUUCUGCAAUAGUACCUUUCACAUUCCCUUUUCAUUAUUGGUAGUGAAUUAUGAUAUAACUAUGGCAGUGAUGAGAUUGUCAGUAUAACGAGCUUGAUGUUUUUGGAGUUAUGUAAUGUGCCUGUCGUCAAUAAAAAUUUAGGACAAAAGAAAUUAUUGUACUUACUAUUUAGAAUAAAGCUAUGUUUCUAGUCAUGCGUGUGACAGGCCUUACUCUGUAAAUUUUUAUUGUUAAUGUAAUUUGAAUAUGCGUUGUUACUUUUCAUGGAA
Molecule: messenger RNA, 1550 nt
Organism: Pistacia vera
Lineage: Eukaryota; Viridiplantae; Streptophyta; Magnoliopsida; Sapindales; Anacardiaceae
Product: extensin-like
Exons: 2
Coding region: 178-1251 (357 amino acids)
Source: RefSeq, a predicted model, not a curated record